AUGACAUUUAUCAAGCCUGAUCCUGAGAUGUUACAAGAAGAACAAGAAGACUUGAUCAUGUCUUACUUGAACGCAGACUAUCUCUCUACAGAUACACCUUUAUCGCCACCAUCAAGCACAUCGUCAUCCUCAGAAACCACCGGUUCACCUGAAAAACACUCGGUGGACGAUUUUAUGCUGGACAUCAACACAGAUUUUCUUGGUGGCGAUCAGCAUGCGUGGACAACAAACAAUACAAGCGACUUAUUUAACCCCUGCUUACCACAACAGCAUCAUCCAUCUGACCUCCUGAAUGCCUUCCCAUUCUUUUUGCCCUCCAUGGAUGUCGCCAAUGCCCAAUUCAUUCAACCAAUGCCUGUCACUGCCGCCUCCGCAAAUGUUGCUGCAAAUGAACAACCCAAGAAAAGAAGAGGCAGAAAGAAGAGAGAUACUACUGCUCCCGCUCCUUGUGUACCACAGCCUUCUUUAUUAGCCCCAAAGCCGCUUGCGCCUCGCCCUGAUGUGCAAAUUAAACAGGAGCCUAUGGCCAUUGAUGUUUCUAGUUCUGGCAGCUCAUCUCCGUUGGCUGGCCCAACAAACAUGAUGAAUGAAACUGUUGCAAUUAGUCAACUUGAACCUCAGCAACAACAACAAAAACAAACCACACCACCACCACCACCACCACCACUGCCAGCAUCACAGCCUACAUCCAUUGAAGCUCAAAAACAAGCUCAAAUCCAAAAACGACAAGAGAGGCUGAUCAAGAAUCGCGCCGCUGCUUUGCUGUCUCGCAAAAGAAAGAGAGAGCAUCUCAGUCUUUUGGAGGAGGAGAAGCAAAAUUUGUUGAUCGAGAAUGAGACAUUAGUGCAUAAAGUGAACACGCUUGAAAGCAGAAUUCAAUCAUUAGAGAAGGAGAAUAUGGAGUUGAAGGAAAAGCUGGAGCAAACACAGUCCGUAAAUAGCAGCAAUACAGUGAUUCAUGUUGGCAACAACAAGAGAAAUCUCAUUCAUAACGGCCAAAAGCCAUCAAAGGCUACUGGCGUAGUGUUUAUGAUUAUUUUAUUCUCUUUUGCAUUAUUUACAUUGCCUUCAAGAACCUCUGAUCGCUUAACUGUGGGCGGCUCCUCGGUCUUGUCCAAGAAGCAAUUCCCCUUGAUCGGCUCUACAUCAUCAGAUGAAAUGGAUUACUCUGUGGAACAAUUCUGCCAACAACAUGCUGAAUAUUGUGAUGAAGCCAUGGAAGCCACGACAUCCACAUCCACAUCCGAUGUAUCCACAAGCGACAUUAAUUCAACUGAUCUUGUUCUUAUUGACUCUGUGCGACCUCGUGAUCUUCAAACGUGGAUCAAUCACAAACUCGAUGUCAGUAGUGAUAGCGUAGAUAAUGAUAAAAAGCUUAUCAGUUGGUUCCCUAAUAACGCAAACGAAAAGUCGUCAGACGCCAAGGACUCGAACGAUGGCCAUGUCUACUUGUACUCCAAAGAGUUUUCCCAGCUGGCUUCCAUGCACUCGACUCAAUCGCAAAGCAAGGACAAAUCGCCCCCUACCAUUUCUUUAGUUUCACCUUACAAUCAAACGGCGACCACACAAGAUUCCUACUUGCAGAUUGACGUUCAGGUUCUACGCUCUCAAGUGAUUAAGGGGCAACUCAUGUCCUUGCAACAGUAUGGUUCUGCUUCUACGGCUCUAUUGGAUGGCAUGAAAAAAGACCUGAUAUCGUCUAAUGUAACACGAUCCAAUAAGAAGGAGGAUUACAUUGUUAAACGUGAAAAGCGCACAAAAAAGAUCUCCAGAGUGAUCAUUUAA
This is a messenger RNA of Mucor velutinosus, 1785 nucleotides long. RefSeq lists its product as uncharacterized. Bases 1 to 1785 code for a protein of 594 amino acids. The record is from RefSeq and is a predicted model, not a curated record. Lineage: Eukaryota; Fungi; Mucoromycota; Mucoromycetes; Mucorales; Mucoraceae. Gene Ontology annotation, cellular component: nucleus. Gene Ontology annotation, molecular function: RNA polymerase II cis-regulatory region sequence-specific DNA binding; DNA-binding transcription factor activity, RNA polymerase II-specific. Gene Ontology annotation, biological process: regulation of transcription by RNA polymerase II; endoplasmic reticulum unfolded protein response. The transcript has 3 exons.